AUGAGUAUUUCGGCUGAUAUAGUCAGUCCGACAAAUACCUUAGAAGAAGGUGAAAUUUUCAUUCAAUUAGAUGGUGAAGCCGGAUAUGAUGAAAGAGGAAUGCGUAUAGGCAUAAUAGAAGGUGAUGUUUUACUUAGUCGUAAUCCGUGUGCCUUACCUUCUGAUGUUCAGAAAGCCAGAGCAGUCAAUAAUCCAUACUUGUGUAAAUAUUAUAAUGUUGUAAUUUUCCCUGUAAAAGCUCAAUCAUUCUUACUUAAAUGA
This is a messenger RNA of Dentiscutata heterogama, 261 nucleotides long. NCBI's taxonomy places the organism in Eukaryota, Fungi, Glomeromycota, Glomeromycetes, Diversisporales, Gigasporaceae. The record is from the annotation of a GenBank genome assembly.